This is a messenger RNA of Micromonas commoda, 321 nucleotides long. RefSeq lists its product with no specific name. NCBI's taxonomy places the organism in Eukaryota, Viridiplantae, Chlorophyta, Mamiellophyceae, Mamiellales, Mamiellaceae. The transcript has a single exon. The record is from RefSeq and is a predicted model, not a curated record. Bases 1 to 321 code for a protein of 106 amino acids.
AUGGCGGUCAGCUUCGCGCCCUUGACCUCCUCGCUGUCCUCCUCUGGCUCCCUGGCGGCGGGCGCGGCGGUGGAUUCGGCGGCGGGCGCCUCGUCCUCGCUCGCUCGAACCAUCGUGGAGCGAGACCCAUCGCGGUUGGCGGCCAUCAUCGCCGUCUUGAGAGCCCCUGGGGUGGUGCCGAUGCGAACGGCGCUCGGGGCUCGGACGACGGAGACGACGCGGGUCCUCGACGAGGACGCGGCGCGGCAUCCCGCGAUGACGGCGGUGUUGUGGAGGACGAAGGUGGACAUCUCGCGGUGGGAUGUGCCGCGCGGGUGCUGA